Molecule: messenger RNA, 5409 nt
Organism: Neocloeon triangulifer
Lineage: Eukaryota; Metazoa; Arthropoda; Insecta; Ephemeroptera; Baetidae
Gene: tay
Product: autism susceptibility gene 2 protein homolog
Exons: 13
Coding region: 427-4059 (1210 amino acids)
Source: RefSeq, a predicted model, not a curated record
GUGAUGCUCCGAAGGCGAGAAGACAGGACUCGGUCGUGUGCAUGUGUUUGUUGCUACGCCAAUUGCGACGCGAAUUUCUCUAAGAAGUCGGCGUUUCGGCGGUCGAAACGCGACUCGGGUGGACGCGUGAAUGUCGAGGCUCGCGACCGGCGGCGGAUUCGGCGCGCCCCGCGGCGCCCAGCGUCAGCAGUCGGCGUGCUAAGCGUCGGGCCGUGCCGUGCAGCACUGCAUACCCGGCCAUCUUAGCUUGUGGGAGCGAACGAGCAGCGAGCGAUGCCUGAGCGGCUCCGCCAUUUGAAUCAGCAGGCCCGUGUUUUACUCGUUCGUUUUGACGAUGCGGCCGACGUGUGUUGCAGCUGAAUAGGGAGGGGUGUGCCAGGAGUGCGUGCCGACGAAAUUCGGCGGUCGAUUCCGCCCGCCGGCGCCAUGGACAGUCAGCGGACGCAGCAGCGCAAUCGGCGCAGGGAGCGCGCCCAGCGCAUUCAGGCCGAGCGGGACAUUAAAAAGUCGGCCGAGGUCAAGCUGAAUGCCGACGACAGUGCCGACGACGAGUCGCCGACCAGGCACAAGCCCACCAAGCCGCCCAACCGCCGCAAAAAGACCAAGGAGCCCGUCUACGAGGAGGACAUCGUCGACGGCUUUGCCAUUUUGGCCUUCAGGUCUUACGAAGACCUAGAGAAUGCUGUCAAGAAGCACUCGGAGAAGCACCAGGCGCGGCACAAAAAGAAGAACCACGUUGUGACUUUGGAGGACGGAGACACGUCGCCGGUGCCGGUCAAGAACUCGAAGGCCAAGUCGGCGGCCUCGGCCACUCCAGGGGCCAACGAGGUUCUGAUCAAGAACUCGCCGCAGUCGCGCUUCAACAACCACCACAUCAUCUCUUCGUCGCUGCACAAAAGCCACGGACCAGCCGUUCCUACCAACACCAAUGGCAACCAGGCCAGUUACCCCUCGCCCUACGACUCAGGGGGUGGCAGCAGCACCGGUGGUGAAAUUACUAGGAUUAAUGGUCCUGCAGGGCUGACACCCCUAAAGGACGGCCUGAGGGAUGAUCGCCUUAGUGAUGCCAGCAGCAAUGCCAGUUCUGGACGUGGAUAUAUCUGUGAUAGCGAGAGUGAGGAUGACAAGGCUUCUGAUACUGGCUCUGAUCUUUUUACUGCAUCCAGGAAAUCAGGCGAGCUGCCGGCCAGCCCGCGCCGUUCAGCGACGGCCCCGAGCGCGGCCGCCAUCCCCACAAGCUCCGCGGCCACCAACCUGCCGCCGCCCCCGACGCCGGCACCCUCUCUGCCGGGGGUGAUUUCGCUGAGGGUGCCACACCGACCGUCGCGGCGACCCCUCAACUGCCUGCAGCCGGCGUCAGCUCGCGCGUCGCCCGACUCGCCGCCUCCAAGGGUGCUCUCGUCGGCGUCGCCGCCACCCUCCGCCCUGGCCGCCGUCGCCGCCAUGGUCACUGACACGGCGGCCGCGGCGCCACCCGGAUCGGCGGCGCCAUCCUACCCGCCGCUGUACGCGCCGUACUCGUCGGUGACGGUGCCAGGGACGGCGCCGUCGCCCUACUUGGCCCCCUCGUCACCUGGAGCCGCCGCUUCCAUUCACAGACACGAGCAGCGCCUCAGCAAAUCCCCGGCGCCCAGCAAGUCCUCGUCGGGCGCGCCUUCGGGGUCGCCGCUGCUGCCUCCGCCCGCCGCCGGCUCGCUCUGGACCCCGGCCAUCAGCUCGGGCAGCGCGUCGGCCGCCUCGUCGUCGGCCAAUCGUGAUACAAACUCCACGUCCUCCCUUGGAAGACCUCACACACCAAGCGGGGACAGCAGAGAUCUCUUUGGAAAUGUGAGCAGUCUGAGCAGAAGCGCCUCGACGUCCGCGUCAAGCAGUUCGCAGGGCCCGGCCAGCACAACCACCCCGAGCGCCUCGACUUCCUCCUCCGGCGGCCUACUCAGCUUCAGUGCCAAGUCUCCCGUGGUUUCUGCCAGCAUCGCGCCCCCACCCUGGGGCGCGGUCAACCCCCUCCAGAUCGCCUCGUCAGGGGCUUCCUCAGGGCCAUCGACCUCUUCGACGGGCCCGUUCGCCCCUCCUACCUCGGCCCAGCAGCUUUUCCCGCCUCCACUGCCACCCCCGGUCUCGUCAAGCUCGGGCUCUUCGACGGCCGCGACGGCCACGGCCACCACUUCGGCGCCCAACCCCAACCCCUUCUCGGCCGAGUCGCUGUUCACGACCAGCGCGGACAUGCUGCGGCGCGAACUGGACUCGCGAUUCCUGGCCUCGAGUCAGGACAGGCCGCCCCUGGGGCCGCCGCACUUCCUGCGCGCCGAGAUGCACCACCACCAACACCAACACACCCACGUCCACCAGCACACCUCCCCUAUCAUCCCCUCGAUGAUGCCACCGCCCAUGGUUAGCCAGUUUAAAGACAUUCCAAAACUGCCCGGCGUAGACAGCCCCUUCUACAGGCAGUCUAGUUUGGCCCUGUCAGCCUACAACUCCUUCACCCCUGGACUUCUGCACCACGGAAUCGGGGGCACGCCUUUCAAUCCACCGACACUCACGCCGUUCGCCCCCAAGAUUGGACCAGACCCGUCAAAACCCAAACCAGUGAAAACUGGCAAGUGGAACGCCAUGCACGUCCGAAUCGCCUGGGAGAUUCACUACAGGCAGCAGGACAAGGCGGCCGAGGCAAAAUCGGCGGCCAUUGCGGCCGGAAAGCAGCUCCCUGCAGAUCUCCUGAGGCCGCCGUCGGGACCGCACCACCUCCUUGGAGGCCCUUUGCCGCCUCCGUCGCUGAAUCCCGGCUCGACCGCGUUUUCAGCCCUGCAGCCUCCGGGUCCACCUCACCACAGGCCGGCGCCGUUCGAGCCGCCGCCCGGGUCCUUCUUGUCACCCCACAUGUCGCCUUUCCCCAGAUUUCCUGGGUUUGCGCCUCCUGGUGCCUCGCCGUUUGCUGGCAUGUCUCCCUUGGGCGGGCCAGGCGUCUUUCCGGGCCGCGAAAUCAGCCCGUUGGGACCGAUGGCGUCACCUGUUCAUGAACAGUGGAAUAGGCUUCAUCGGACGGCACCAGGGUUUCCACCGCCCACCCACGGCAGCCCCUGGUCUUCCUUGGGCAAGUCUGAACUGGAAAGGCGGGAGAUGGAAGAGCGGGAGAGGCUAAAACGGGAACGGGAACGCGCAGAGCUGGAGAGAGAAAGAGCUGAGAAGGAACGCGCCGCCCAGCAAGCAGCCGCCGAGUUGGCGCGCAAAAAGUCUCAGGAGGAGAAGGAGCGACGGGAGCGCGAACGGGAGCGCGAGAUGGAACGGCGGGAGCGCGAGCGGGAGAAGAAGCUGAUGCUGGAGCGGCAGCAGCAGCAGAUGCACCACCACGGCCACCACUCUAGUCACCACCACCGGAACACGGCCGCCACCCCGCCAGACCGGAAGCCGCCCAGCAUGUCCCACCGUGACCGCUCCCCCCUCCGCACCCCCACCGAAAACGGGGACCUCAAGAUCAAGGAGGAACGCAGGGCCGAGGACGAAAAAAUGGCCGCCGCCCUCAUGGAGAGGGAUCGAUACAUGUACAUGGCGCGCCAACACGCCCUGCCCCGCGGCCUCCCAUCACCUGCAGGCACUCCCCUCCCACCCCACCCCUUCGCCGCCCCCUCGUGGGACCCGUACCACCCUCACCGCUUCGACCCGAUGGCCAUGCGGUUCAACCCGCUGGCCGCCCACGCGGCCGCCGCGGCCAUGUUCCGGGAGCGCGAAGAGGCGGCCGCCCUGGCCAACCAGCAGUCCCUGUACGGCCCUCCCCUCAUGGACCGCAAGGGCAUGCCGCAGCCCCCUCCCAACUCGCACAAGCUGCCCACCCCUCCGCCGUCGGCGCACCACCUCUUCUCGGGACUUUCCCCGCUCCUGGGCGCCCCCACCCCGCCGUCGGGGAAGAUGCCCUCGGGGCUCCUGCCACCGCGGUCGGGACCGUCGCCCAAACUGCUGCCCCCGGGGCCUCCGCUGCCGCAUAAGUUGGCGACGCCGCCGUCGCGGCUCGUCGACAUGGACUUGCACAAAAAGGAGUCCGAGUCUCAGUCGUCGAGAUAGUGAACGAUGAGCCGCGCAUUGAUCGUUGUUGUUAGUUAUUUAUUGCUGCUACGGUGUGUGUGCGUGCGAGAGACCUUUGCCAGCCACGUGAGAGCGUAUUUAAUAUUUUGAAAGAGUAUAUCUGUGAUGAAAAUUAUAGAGAGAAAAAUUACAAAACACAUUUGAAACACACACACUCGCUGAGAGCCACUAUUCGAGAGCUUCGAUGAUGUGAAAUUUUUGCGUUCGGAUUUUUGUUACGGAUCAGUUUUGGGCCUUUUUUAUUUCUCAAAGCUCUCUUGAGUUUAUUUCCAAAAUUGUCAAAACGUUAGUAACAAACUAGCAAGGGUUUUAAAGAAAACGAUUUUUUUUUUCAUUUGUUCACCUUCCAAAAUUGACUGACGAAAUUUUGAAAUUUUACUGUUCUUCGGUUGGCGCAUGGGUAUGUGAAAUUGAAAUUGGCUCCUAAUCGGAUCAGAAAAUGUUCUAAGGCAAUCGAUUGAUUCAUACUUGAUAAUUAUCGGUGUGCAGUACCAGCAGUAUUGAAAAUAGACCAGUGGAGAAAAGAUUCUUCUUUAUACAUAAAUAUACUGAGUAUUUAGGUAGCAAUCAUGUCUGCAUGUAUCGGUGUGUAUGUCUCACAGGAAUCAACAUUUUUGAUAUAAAAAAUUCAACUAACGUAACUGUGAAUACUGCAAUUAAUUGAGGAUUAAUCAUUGUUAUAUCAUUUUACGCGACCCUGACAGAAAAAAAAAUCAUCAAUUACUACAAGCAAUGACGACGUAAUUAGACCCCAGCCCCAAUAUUUUUUCUUGCGAGUUUUGUUAUUUAUUUUUUGUUCUGUGAUUUUAUCGUAAUUUCUCAUCCCCUGAUGUUUUUCUCCCCUAAAGGUCACUACGCACUUUAAUGACCAAGCACCCUUUUUUCUCCCUCAAAACGGCAACUCAAUCACGCACCAAAUGUAAGAUGGAUUAAAAUAUUACUCUGCUAAAGAAAUUUCCCAACAUUGUUGGCUGUGCCUCCGGAUUUUGUUCAGAUGUCUUUUUUUGUGAAAGUGGAGGAGACUUUGGUAAAAAUAAAAAAAUUAUAACUGGACGUUCGAGAGAGAAAAGCGAAUGCAGUUAAAUGCAGCUUACUUGUACUUGAGAUGAAUCUGUCUGUGUUGAAGUGUCAAAAUAUUGCGAGAUGAAAAAAAAAAUACUGAGAAAAAAGGCUUGUCUUUGAUACUCAUUUUACGUUAUUUAUUUUUUAAUUCCUACCGCAGCAGCAGCUCUUACUUAAAAACACGCAAGCGAGACCAAUCGAUUAAUUUGAACUGAACUUUUUUUUUAAAUUUUUGCUUGUCCAGCACAAAAAAGCGUCCAUAUCAUU